Temnothorax curvispinosus is the source of this 1174-nucleotide messenger RNA. Its product is annotated as hyphal wall protein 1-like. The record is from RefSeq and is a predicted model, not a curated record. The coding region runs from base 39 to 1037 and encodes 332 amino acids. Lineage: Eukaryota; Metazoa; Arthropoda; Insecta; Hymenoptera; Formicidae. The transcript is spliced from 3 exons.
GCUCGUCAACACAACCGGCCAACUGUUAUCGUGCAACGAUGAAGGUACUCGUCAGCAUCGUCCUUUUGGCUAGCGUGGUUCUCGCUGAGCCACCGAGAUACCGCCAGCAAAAUCAGCAACAGAGACAGUAUUACUUCGCCCGGCAGCAGGAGGAGGCCGCACCUUAUCCCGCGUCUGGCUGGAAACCAGCAGGACCCGCCUUUGAUCUUCCUCAAAGACAACUUCAGCAAUAUGAAGCACCAAGCGCGCCCCAGCAACAAUAUGGAGCACCAAGCGCACCUCAACAACAAUACGGAGCGCCAAACGCGCCUCAGCAACAAUACGGAGCGCCAAACACGCCUCAACAACAAUAUGGAGCGCCAAGCGCGCCUCAACAACAAUACGGAGCGCCAAGCGCGCCUCGGCAACAAUACGGGGCACCAAGCACGUCUCGGCAACAGUACGGAGCACCAAGCGCGCCUCGGCAAUACGGAGCACCAUCUAAUCCUCAACGAGAAUACGGAGAACCGGAAGAGGCCACAACGACUGAGACUCCUAAUACUACCGAAGAGGAAGAAGUAUCUACCGUUCAGGGCAUCACUGAGUCUGAGUCCGAGCCCGUGAACGCGGUGAACGAGCUCGAGGACGAGGACGUCGAUGAGAAGCAGCCUCAACAAUCCGGAGAGUACUACGUAGCACUUCCCGACGGUCGUCUUCAGCGCGUGAAGUACAUUAGCCGCCAGGACGUCGAGGCCAUGAAGUACUUCGCCAAGAUUCGCGCCGAGAACGUGGAGCCUCUUCGCGGUCCGAUCUACGCGUACGCGCCCUUGCAGAAGUUGCAGGUUGUGCCAGCUGGUCUACAAUUGUCCGUCGCCCCGGUCGCACCCGCGGAUACCAAGCCGCAGAAACUCGAGAUCGAGCCCGUGGCCGCGCAGGUGCAGUACCAGUACGACAACCCUUCGCGCGUGAUACCCCUGAUCAACCCCCUAAACACUGCCUACACGGCAAAUUAUCAGGCGCCAGCAGCCGAUUCCCGAUUCCUCCUCACCUUCCAGUAAAUCAAACGCGACCACCCGAUACUACGACGUGACGACUCUUGCAAAUUGCAUUGUACAUGUUACAUAGAUUAUUAAAUAUAUACUGACAAUUAGGCUAAGCUGACGAUACGCAAUAAAGUUGAUAGUAACGAAAUGUC